Dermacentor albipictus is the source of this 3062-nucleotide messenger RNA. RefSeq lists its product as uncharacterized. Lineage: Eukaryota; Metazoa; Arthropoda; Arachnida; Ixodida; Ixodidae. The record is from RefSeq and is a predicted model, not a curated record.
UUCGAUCAUGAAUUACCAACUAGCCCAAGCAACCACCCUAGUUGCGUAUGGCGGUUGAGUCAGCACGAGAAGCAAAACUCGGUGGAGAGGUGAGCCAGUUGGCACAUGCUUGAAAGGUGAAAAACUAGUGAAAUUCACGACAUGCACACAAUGAAGAAGAUGACGGGACGAGGGUCGCCCAGUGGUUUACUUGAAUAUUUGCCUCGCGCUUUUCUCGCUGGUUUUCCUUUUUCAGACAACAUAGGAAAUUUGGGAUAGCACAUGGAUUCGCCUAAACUGCGUCUGUCUUGCUUCAAGCAGCGUUUUUAAUUUGAAAAUUAAUUUUUUUCUAAUGAAACAUUGUGGUUUAAACGCAGCAAUAAGCAACGGAAGUUCAAGUGCGGAGAAAGAUAUUGCUUCUAACGUUCAGUAACAUUCAAUUUCUUUGUAGUUAGAAAAAAAAGAUAAAGCGUAAUAAAUAGUUCUUCGAGUAUGUUUGAAGCCACAAACACCAUGAUUAGACAAAACUGCUGUAUUACCCAUCAAUACCAGGAUAGCCGAAACGGUGGCAUCGCCAGGGUUUCCUCUAGUGAUAUAUUUAUAGGAUAUUUUUAGAAAUUGCGCGAUGUGCGACCACAUUCGCAAAGCUCAAGCUACGCAGGAGAGUUUCCUGAUGCACCGACGUUCAGGUACACACCAUUUAUCACAAUAGCGAUCGGCUAGAUAAUUUGGUUAUCCCCGUGGCGAUAGCCAAUCACGCCUGACACUUUCAUGGCGAUAAGCUUUGUAUAUACGAGCCCUACAAUCGUUUAUUCUGUGUCUGUAGUAGCGUAUAUUAUUCUGGGCCAACCUUGGAGCUGAGUAAGCUACUCUAAUCUCUGAUUGCGUCAUUAACGCCGGAAUGCCGAAAGGGCGGCGUUUCAUCAAGAUACAUGCAUCUGUAUCUUUGGAAUGAGUGUCAAGCACAAGUUAACAACGCACGUCUGUGCCUACUGUGUGCAGCAAUGCUUUAGUAGCUUGACACAGACAGCACGUCAGUAUCGAAAGUGCGUUUUUCGCACGCCGUAAGUGCAUGUUCAGCACUAGGGUGAACGGCAAGGCUAGCAGGACACUAGCCCAGAAAUGAAGAACAUAGGAAAGGACUUCAACGGGUGUGAAUCCUAGAAGAACCUGAGCACAAACGAGUAAGCAGGACUUGGAACUGCUGGUUGUUGUGGUCUGCAUUUUAUCGUCCUUUAAAAUGCUUUCACGGCUUGAAAUUGUCCGUGUUCUGACGCAGGGCACAUAUACUGGCUGUCUUAUUUUAACGUUAAUAGAAUUUUUCCUACUCGCCUGCCGCAUUUGCGCCAAUAUACAUAUUGAGCUGGAAAAGUCGAAGAAGCAUAGAUUACUUACACUGAAAAUUAGUGCGCAUAAUUGACUAAUUCGUGAAAGGUCACUAAUUACUUUCAACUAAUAACUUCAGCACACAUAUUGCAAUGCAAGAAUUAAAGCCAGUGCUUUCAGAAGGCAUAUUCAGUCACAACAAAUUUUGAAACUAGCAUCAGUUUUGAUAUAAACGCUGUCAAACUUGCCGUAAGAUUGCAAUGUUGUUUCACUUACUUUUUUAACAAAGCACCUUUCUAGGCACUGAAGCUCAAAAGUUAAUGGAACACCAAUGCAAAGUUCGGGAACGUAUAUCUCGAAGCUGGUGCAUCAUUAGAAUUCGUUACAUGGGGAUAUGACCUUAAAAAUCACCGGCUACAAUUCUCAAAUUGCAAAAUUUGACUUAAAGUCAUAGUCAAAUAGGCACUUUCAUUCUUUUUGCAAGUAUUGUCUACCUCUGAUUGUAAUAAAGCUCAAGAAGUAGAAUUGUGCUAAAGGUCAUGUCUGAUUUUAAAAAAAAAAGAAACGUUAACGAUAAAAUCAGUCAGCGCGCAUAUCCUCCCACAGCCGGUUGCUGCUGUUAACGCCGCGUGGUGCACUCCUCUAGCAACUGUGACCACCCAUUGCGCAGACGUGAACGAGCAGCUCGAGCGGCCGUCGCACAGCGUCGUCUGCUACGUGAGGCCCGACCAGGAACUGGACGCCGUGCCCUCGGCAUGCACACACGUCGUCUACCGAAGCCUAUACAUCGACGUCUACACGCUCAGGCUGGUCGACGCCGGCCUGCCCCUCAAGCACGAGCGCACCAUACAGUCGGUGGCGAGGCUGAACGCGCCCAACAUGCGGCCCAUGGUGAUGGUGACCAUGGAGCCCGGGUACCUGGCGUCGCUGUCCCGCCGUACCGUGCUCAGCGGCCACGCGGGCCGUAUGGCGCGCAACGUGGGCCGCUGGUUGCUGCAGCACGGCUACAUCGGCGUCGACCUCGACCUUUGGACGCCCACCAGCAAGGACGAGGCCAACGCGUCCUAUUACGCCGCCAUCGUCGCGUCGAUGAAGAGGACGCUGGACACGGGUCGCCUGCUGCUCAGUACCAACGUGUACCCGAUACCGGGGCUCAUGGAGGACAUGCAGCUCGCCAAGCUCAGGGGGAACGUGCACCUGAUGGUCUUAAACCCCUGUGUCGACACCUCCGAGCCGUGUCCCCUGACGGGGACCCAGAGCUGGCACUCUGCUCUGGCCGCCUUCUACUCCGCCACUGGCAACCUGGCGCACGUCGUCAUGACCGUCCAGUUUCCGGGCAGCGCAAACUGGACCGAGGCUCACGUGAACGCCCUGGUCGAGAAGGCUCGCUUCGUGCGCUGGGCCAAGCUGCGGGGCGUGGCGAUCAAGGGAGACUGGACGGCGAGCGCGUCCGCGCCGUUGCUUCGGGCGCUCGCCGGCUACGAGGCUCCCCGGAACGACUUCCUGGACUGGCCCGCCAAAUCCAAGCCGUGAACGCGCAUGCGCGGCCCUCCGCCCCGUGCGCGCUGGCAUGCCAACGCGUUCACAAUGCGGGAUUCAUUGCGGGAUUCGCGGAAACGCGCCUUAUAUUUUGUGCGCUGGCUUCAGCUUUCUUUCUCUCGCACUACAAACGUCACACGCUCGCGCUCGCAAACGCCUUGUGGCACCGUUAUGCGAACUUAGUGCAAAAAAUAGAUUCUACAAUGUACUUUGUCUUU